Molecule: messenger RNA, 4995 nt
Organism: Phycodurus eques (leafy seadragon)
Lineage: Eukaryota; Metazoa; Chordata; Actinopteri; Syngnathiformes; Syngnathidae
Gene: gabbr1b
Product: gamma-aminobutyric acid (GABA) B receptor, 1b
Biological process (GO): gamma-aminobutyric acid signaling pathway; G protein-coupled receptor signaling pathway
Cellular component (GO): G protein-coupled receptor heterodimeric complex; membrane
Molecular function (GO): G protein-coupled GABA receptor activity
Source: RefSeq, a predicted model, not a curated record
UCACAGAGGCGUGUGGAGCGGAAAUUGAACAUUCGGUGAGCUGACAGGAUUUGAAUUCGGGCGUCGGAAAAAAAACCAAACAAAAAAACGCUUUCCGUCCUAAUUGUCCACGUGAGACACUUUCUCCACUUCACUCAAGUCGAUGACACUCUGCCCGCUGCUUUCUAUGCCGGCUAAAGCUCGACGUUGUCACCGCCGUUUCAGUGGAAAGAUGGUGCCAUUCUUUCUGCUUUUCUUCUUUGCUGCGUCAGCCUUGCUCGCUGCAUCUGCGCACAAUACAUCUGCUGGUUGUGCUAUCAUCCGUCCUCCCAGAGAUGGUGGUAUAAGAUACAGAGGCCUUACACAGGAGCAGAUACGAAGUGUGCAGGUUCUCCCUGUUGACUACGAAAUCGAAUACAUCUGCAGGGGAAACCGUGUGAUUGUGGGACCUAAGGUCAGGAAAUGUUUGCCCAAUGGCACCUGGACCGAUCUGAACCAACAAAGUAGAUGCUUAUUGUUAUGUCCUCGUGUGUGGACAUCUUUGGAAAAUGGUCGAGUGUCUUCUUGGCCACCGGGACUCCCAGUGGAGGGAACUGUGCUGCACUAUAGCUGUCUCCCCGGCUUCAUCUUGAUGGGCCGAAACUCGACACACUGCAAUAAGUUGGGCAAGUGGGACACGCCCAAACCUGUGUGUCACUAUGACCGGCAUUUCAAAGCUCUCGGCAAGAAGAAGCUAUACAUCGGAGCUCUCUUCCCAAUGAGUGGAGGCUGGCCCGGAGGGCAAGCCUGCCUCCCUGCUGCUAAGAUGGCCUUGGCGCUAGUGAAUGAGAGGGCCGAUAUUCUUCCCGACUAUGAGCUGGAGCUAAUACAUUAUGACAGCAUGUGUGAUCCUGGAGAAGCUACCAAGCUGCUUUAUGACCUUCUGUACACAGAGCCCAUCAAGAUUGUACUGAUGCCUGGCUGCAGCUCUGUGUCCACACUAGUGGCUGAGGCUGCUCGCAUGUGGAACCUCAUCGUGUUGUCCUACGGGUCCAGUUCUCCAGCUCUGUCUAAUCGCCAGCGCUUUCCUACUUUCUUUCGCACUCAUCCGUCUGCUACGCUGCACAACCCCACUCGAGUCCAGCUCUUCCAGAAGUGGAGAUGGACCAAGAUUGCCACCAUUCAGCAGACAACAGAAGUUUUUACAUCCACCCUGGAUGAUCUCGAAGAGAGGGUGAAGGAGGCUAGGAUUGAAAUCAGCGUUCGUCAGAGUUUCCUCACUGAUCCUGCUGUGGCUGUCAAAAACCUCAAGCGUCAGGAUGCCCGGAUCAUUGUCGGCCUCUUCUAUGAGACUGAAGCCAGGAAGGUCUUUUGUGAGGUCUACAAGGAAAAACUGUUUGGGAAGAAAUAUGUGUGGUUCCUCAUCGGCUGGUACGCAGACAACUGGUUCAAAAUCAACGACCCAUCCAUCAACUGCACAGUGGAGCAAAUGACAGAAGCCGUCGAAGGUCAUGUGACCACUGAGAUUGUCAUGCUCAACCCAGAGACCGUGCGAGGAGCCUCCAAUUUGACGUCCCAGGAAUUUCUAGACCAACUGAUGUCAAAGCUGGGGGGUAAAAACUCAGAAGAGACUGGCGGUUUUCAAGAAGCCCCCCUGGCUUACGAUGCUGUGUGGGCCCUCGCUCUGGCUCUCAACAAGACUGUCGGACCUCUGAAGGCCAAGGGUCGUCGCCUGGAAGACUUCAAUUACAACAACCGAGAUAUAACCGCUGAAAUCUAUCGUGCCCUCAACACCAGCUCCUUCGAAGGAGUUUCAGGUCAUGUAAUAUUUGAUGCCCAAGGUUCUCGGAUGGCCUGGACACUAAUUGAACAGCUUCAAGGAGCAAGCUAUAAGAAGAUUGGAUACUACGACAGCACUAAAGGCAAUCUGUCCUGGUAUGGGAAUGACAAAUGGAUUGGUUCUGGACCACCUGCAGACCAGACAAUGGUCAUUGAGGAGUUCCGUUACCUGUCUCAGAAGCUAUUUGUGUCCAUGUCUGUGUUUUCUGGUUUGGGAAUCGUGCUGGGCAUCAUCUGCCUUACUUUCAAUAUCUACAACAGCAGUGUCAGGUAUAUUCAGAACUCGCAGCCAUACCUUAACAACAUGACUGCAGUGGGCUGUAUGAUGUCACUAGCGGCCAUCUUCCCUCUGGGCAUUGAUGGUCUUCAUGUCCACAGGAAGCAUUUUCCUGUCGUCUGCCAGUUUCGCCUGUGGCUGCUCGGUCUGGGUUUCAGCCUUGCAUACGGCAGCAUGUUCACCAAGAUCUGGUGGGUCCAUACUGUCUUCACCAAGAAGGAUGAGAAGAAGGAUAAGAAGAAGCACCUGGAGCCAUGGAAGCUCUACGCUACUGUUGGCGUCCUGCUUGGCCUCGACAUCUUGUCUCUCAUGAUAUGGCAGAUUGUGGAUCCUUUACAUAUCACUGUGGAGAAAUUCACCCGAGAAUCCCCAAAAGGAGACCUGGAUGUUUUAAUCCAACCAUUAUUGGAGCACUGCAGCUCUGAAAAAAUGAACACCUGGCUGGGUGUGGUGUAUGGUUACAAAGGCUUACUGCUGCUGCUCGGCAUCUUCCUGGCUUACGAGACUAAGUCUAUCUCCACGGAGAAAAUCAACGACCACCGAGCUGUAGGCAUGGCCAUCUAUAAUGUUGCUGUGCUCUGUUUGAUCACAGCGCCCGUCACCAUGAUCCUGUCUUCUCAGCAGGACGCUUCAUUCGCCUUCGCUUCCCUGGCCAUUGUUUUUUCUGUCUACAUCACCCUGGUGGUUCUGUUUGUUCCCAAGAUGCGACGCCUGAUCACACGAGGCGAGUGGCAAUCAGACGCCCAGGAGACGAUGAAGACUGGUUCAUCCAUGAACAACAAUGAUGAGGAGAAGUCCAGACAGCUGGAGAGAGAGAACAAGGAGCUACAGAAGAUCAUACAAGAAAAAGAAGAACGUGUAUCAGAGCUGAGGAACCAGCUGUCUGAGCGACAGGCCCUUCGAUCAAGGAGAAGACCAUCCACUGUCUCCAAUCAAAACCAUAGCAACCCACCGCUCGCCAUCCUCCCGACUGACCCCAGAUCACUGGCCCCGCCGCCAGGGUACCCUGCACCCGCUUCGGACCUGCAUGCGCUCUCCCCAUCAUUUGGCAACUCAUCUAGCCUUUACCAGCCUGACAACAAAAUCAGCCGCAAUAACUGUCACACCAGCCGGCUGCAGAUGCUCUACAAAUGAGGUGAACAUGAUCGGAGGGUUUUCGUGACAUUCAUUGUACAUGUUGAUGAACAAAAUAAGGUACAACAUGUGGCCUUAGACAUCUGUGAAGCGCAGAAUUUUGCAUCUGUCAUAUCCUAGUGGUGUGUGACGCCAACUAGGAGUUGAGAUAAUUGUUCCAUGUUGACCGUUUGCUAAUCUUAUCCCCCCUUAAGGACAGCGCUCUUGCUGAGACUUAUUCUUUAAGCAAGCCGUUCAGAUUAUGGCCCUACUGCUCCAUCAGAGUCAGGCAAAUUGAAAUAAUACUGCCUUCGAACAGCGUUUCUCCGCCUGUGGCUUGAGCGCUACCUGAGGAAAGAGCCGCGUUUCCUUUUCUCGCAAACGACAGCACAGAACCACUAUCAUGUCAAAGCUCGACAGACAGGCCAGAAAAGUUGAUAUGAAUUUUACCUAUUUGCCAACAAAACCUCAAAAUUACAUUAAAGUUCAUAACCAACUACAAUCAGUAAUAUCGUAUUCAAUCCAUAACUUCUUGAGGAAUGCCCUUUUGCUCUGGAUGCAGUUCAAAUGUAUGGAGUUGAUCGUCCAGGAUUCACACUCGGUAGACUUCAUGGUAAUGCGAAACAUAAACGCAGCGGCACAUCCCACAGGCAAAGCGGGCGAAGUCGGAAGUGGCUCAUUUACAUGUCACAGCGCAGCUCUUAAAUCGGCUUCCUCAUCCAUACGUGGAUGUUUACAGUGGGCUGAGACUGUGCUGUCAUUCUGGAUCCUUCUGGUAUUGUGACACAGGUAUCUUUUGUUAAGAACAGAUGUAAUCUCUGGGAAAAUGGCAUUUGUCACUUUUAACGUCUGCACAUGCUGUAUGUACCAUCAUGCAGUGGUUUCCAAUCUUGUAAUUACCAAAAUACAGUAUAUUAAGUUGUACUUUUACAGGACAAAAAAGCAAUGAGAAUAACAAAUAAUGAAAAUAUGUUUCACAAACAAUGAAAUAGUAAAUGUUAUGGCACAUUAACACCAUUAUCUGUAUGAGCAGUUGGCUGUUAAAAUGUGAUUGUGCAAAUGUUUGGGUCUGUUCCUGAGGAAGAACUAAACGGACCGAAGUCAUCUCUUAGAAUAGACACCAGCUGACCCACACCCAAAGGAGAACAAUGGAAACCUAACAAUGUAACAAUUCCAAGAAGAUCAAAAUAAUGAAAAGUAGGAUAUGACAGCAGUAGCACAGGAACUAAUAUAUUUUUGUGACGCAGCUAAUCGCUUUGUGGCGUGCCAGUCAGCUGAUACCAGCUGAUUCAGUCAGCCCUCAUCAGUUGAUUACUCAGUAAUCACUUCGCAGCUUACCGCAGUGAUCUAAAAAAAAGAUUAAAUGUCACAAUCAUAGGGAAGAACCGGGGAUCCCAAAACCCCUACUUGUUUUUUUUACUGCCCGUUUAAUCACGCUCACAUCCAACGCUAUCUUUGUCAUAAAUAGAGGAAAAUUCUUUCCUUUUCGGCUUAUGAUAGGUCAAGUCCAAUAACCUAUUCUAUUUUCAAAUUUGUCUUGAUUGUAUUGUCAACGCUGGAUAUACAUAUAAAACUGAUGACAAACACGUCCAAUGUUAAUAUUGGGUGAAAAAAGGCAACUCUCUUGCAAUGUUUGACCAUUACUUUAAGACCAGUUCCCUAAUGAGCAGUGGUGGGAAUUGUACUUAAGUGCAGUAAUGUAUAAUUUUAGAUUUUUCAAUUAUCUGUACUGUAUUUUUGAUGACUUUUUACUUUUGCUUCCUACAUUUAAAAACAAAUAUCUGUAACUUGUAUCCCCACUACUCAAA